Entamoeba histolytica HM-1:IMSS is the source of this 711-nucleotide messenger RNA. RefSeq lists its product as uncharacterized. The transcript has a single exon. Lineage: Eukaryota; Evosea; Mastigamoebida; Endamoebidae. Bases 1 to 711 code for a protein of 236 amino acids. The record is from RefSeq and is a predicted model, not a curated record.
AUGAAACCAAACUUAAAGAAAGAUGAAGAUAUUCAUUUAACUGUUAAAAAAAGAGAAUCCCGAGAUGAAGAGGCAACAUUGGCUGAUGGAUAUUUAUACAUUUUGAUUAGAGAAUUUGGAUUUAGUGCAAAACUUAAACAAACAAAACAUGCAGAAAAAACAAUUAAAUUAUAUUGUGUUGAUGAGUUAUUUAUUGAAAAUGAACUUUGUGUUAGUCAAGAAGACAUCCAAAAAGAAGGUAGAAAAUUACAACAUCGAUUUGGAGUUGAUACUAUUACUACACCAAUGAAUCCUAAACAAGAAAGAAGAUCAAAAGAAGCAGAAGUAAGUAAUGGUUAUCUUCAAAUGUUAAUUAAUGUUGGAUAUAAUCCUGAAUUUAAAGGAACACGUUCUGCUAGAAAAACCAUUAAAAUGUAUAGAAUUAAAAAAAUGGAAUCUCCUACAAAAGUUAUUCUUGAAAAAAGUGUUUUAAUGGAAUUUGGAAAACGUCUUGAUGCUGUUGUAAAAGAACAAUUUCAAAAAGGUUUGAGAAUAAUGAUUAUUACUCCUGAAAUGCUUGCUCUAAACGAAGAAUCUUUAAAUGGAAUAAAACUAACAGAUUUUUUAUCACAACAACCUAAUCAAAAAGGAAAAAAUGAAAGUGAUAAAGAAGGAAAUGAUUCUACUACAGAAGAUAUUACUCAAUCAUAUGAUUAUAGUAGUGUCAACUAA